Molecule: messenger RNA, 1772 nt
Organism: Xenopus laevis (African clawed frog)
Lineage: Eukaryota; Metazoa; Chordata; Amphibia; Anura; Pipidae
Gene: vdac1.L
Product: voltage-dependent anion channel 1 L homeolog
Exons: 9
Coding region: 151-1002 (283 amino acids)
Biological process (GO): monoatomic anion transmembrane transport; transmembrane transport
Cellular component (GO): plasma membrane; membrane raft; mitochondrial outer membrane
Molecular function (GO): voltage-gated monoatomic anion channel activity
Source: RefSeq, a predicted model, not a curated record
UCUGUGUCGCUGCUAUAUCUGGUUCCUGAGCGCGUGUAGUGACGUCAAGCAGCUCCUUCCCUCAGCUUUCUCCCGUGCCCCUCCUCUUUGCACUGUCACUCAGAUCUGCAGCUGCAGCCGCCGCAGGUUCUCAGCUAGGAAAGUAAGAAAAUGGCCAUACCUCCGGCAUAUGCUGAUUUAGGAAAAUCUGCCCGAGAUAUCUUCACUAAAGGAUAUGGAUUUGGGUUCAUUAAACUUGAUUUGAAAACAAAAUCAAAAAAUGGACUGGAAUUUACAAGCUCAGGAUCAGCAAAUGCAGAGACCAACAAAGUUGCAGGCAGCUUGGAAACCAAAUACAAGUGGGCAGAAUAUGGCCUUACUUUUACAGAAAAGUGGAAUACAGAUAACACAUUAGGGACAGAGAUCACUGUAGAAGACCAGCUUGCAAAGGGUCUGAAGUUGACAUUUGACUCUUCGUUUUCUCCUAACACUGGAAAGAAGAAUGCAAAAGUCAAGUCUGCAUACAAGCGAGAGCACCUUAACAUUGGCUGUGACAUGGAUUUUGAUAUUGCUGGCCCAUCAGUACGUGGAGCUGUGGUGUUUGGCUAUGAGGGAUGGUUAGCUGGCUACCAAAUGACUUUUGAAUCCUCAAAGUCUAGAGUCUCCCAAAGCAACUUUGCAGUUGGAUACAAAACUGGUGAAUUUCAGUUGCAUACCAAUGUGAAUGACGGUACAGAGUUUGGUGGUUCUGUAUAUCAAAAGGUUAAUGAUAAACUGGAAACUGCAAUCAACCUUGCAUGGACAGCGGGAAACAGCAACACACGCUUUGGAAUAGCAGCCAAAUAUCAAAUUGAUUCUGAUGCUUCAUUUUCAGCUAAAGUGAAUAAUUCAAGUCUUAUAGGUUUAGGAUACACUCAGACUCUUAAGCCUGGUAUCAAAUUAACAUUAUCUACAUUGCUUGAUGGCAAGAACAUCAAUGCCGGAGGUCACAAACUGGGUCUAGGACUGGAAUUUGAAGCAUAAGCAAUGUCAUAUAGAACAAUCUUAUUGUCCUGGUGUUCUGCAACAUAGAAACCAAAAUAUUUUAGUGCACCUUGUAUGUUCUGUGUCUGGUAUGCAAACAACCCACCAUGUCAGUUACAAUUGAUUCCCUUGAAUAAUAAUAGACAGCUGUGUGUAAAAGGGUUAUUGUUGCAGAUUUUGCAAAUCCAGGCCAGCCUAGAAACACUUCAUAGCUGCUUAUUUAUACACAUGUUGCUAAACAAGAAAGUGUUUGAAUGCCUUUUUUUAAAACAUACAGUGCAGAGUUUAUUUAUAAUACUAAACAGACUUUUAGAUUAAACAUUCAUUUCCUUCGAGUAUCCACUGUUCAGAACUAGUAUUUCAUGAUUCUGAAUCAACAUCACAGGUACAGGAUCAGAGUUUUAUAAUAUGCACAACGUGUAUACUUAAAACUUGAACAAAGCAGGGACUUUAAAAACCUGAACUAUUUCAUAUAUUUUUAAAGGUCUUAUAAAUGUCUGUAGCCCAUAACAAGACAACCCAUAUUAUUGGUGCACACAAAGAAUGUGCCAGUGAUGAUACUUGAUUCACUUCACAUAAAGUACUGGACAGCUUGACAGAGCCAUAUGCAAGGGGAAACUCUUUAAUUCUUUGUACACAUAGUUAAAUGUUUGGGUUUUACCCUAUCCCAGUUUUAUUUUCGUGUUUUAGCAAAUGUUGGUCUUCCAUUCUGUAGAGUUCCCUGAUACUGUACACACCAUUACCUGUAAUAAAGUCCGAAUACAAGCUAA